AGGUGGAGGAGAGAAGGGCAGGGGAAGUUUCACUGAAAGAAGAAUGCAGGGCUUGUCCUUAACCCUGACGUCAGGGCAGUCUUUAAUAAAAACUCCAAAGAGCAGAGAAAAGACAAGUCUGUGGAACUGUCAGUGAGGGAGGCUUUUAGAAGCUAUCGGAAAAAGUGCUACAUUUUGUUUUUAAAAGGACCUCAUUCUGGGUUCGAUGCAUUUCGGUUCCAGUAAUGAGGCGGCUCCUGCCCUGGAUUCUCGUCAUACUAAUAGCAGGCAGCAUUCAUCAGGUGCGCUCCCAGAAUUUGACUGCCAUGCCACCGGCUGCUGCAGUAACAGAGCAGUUUAACCGAACAGAGUACUGCAAGUGGCCAUGCAAGUGUCCAAAGAACCCGCCGCGCUGCUCAGCAGGGGUCAGUCUGGUGAAGGACGGCUGCGACUGCUGCAAAGCCUGCGCCAGGCAGGUGGGGGAGAAAUGCAACGAGGCCGACACCUGCGACUACCACAAGGGACUGUACUGCGACUAUAGCAUGGACAAGCCUAGGUACGAAAUAGGAGUGUGUGCACAUAUGGUCGGUGUCGGGUGCGAGGAUAACGGAGUGAUUUACCGAAACGGGCAGAGCUUCCAGCCCAACUGCAAGUACAAGUGCAUGUGUGUCAACGGGGCCAUUGGGUGCGUGCCUGUGUGCAGAGACUCUCGCCCGCCCCUUGUCUGGUGUCAGAAUCCCAAGAGGGUUAAAGUCCCUGGGAAGUGCUGUGAGCAAUGGAUCUGUGACGAGUCUAAGAAAGUCAGGAAGACAUCUCCCCGACACGUCUUCUCAGACAGGGAUGAAAACGAGAUCUGGCAUAAGAACUGUGUCUCACAGACCACUCCCUGGAGCCCAUGCUCAAAAACGUGUGGAAUAGGCCUCUCGAUGAGAGUGACGAACACCAACGACCAGUGCGAGCUGGUUAAUGAAAGGCGGCUGUGCAACAUCCGACCCUGUGAAGUCGACAUCACCAGGCACAUCAAGCCUGAGAAGAAAUGUCUGAAUGUGUACAGAGAGGAUGAACCGAAGAACUUGACCAUAUCAGGGUGCGUCAGUAAAAAGACAUACAGGCCAAAGUACUGUGGGGUCUGCACAGACAACCGGUGCUGCAUUCCAUACAAGUCAAAGACUGUCGAGGUCCAGUUCGAGUGCCCCAAUGGAGCCAUGUUUUCCUGGCCAGUGAUGUGGAUCAAUGCUUGCUUUUGCAACUUGAGUUGUAAAAACCCCAAUGACAUUUUUGCAGACUUGGAGCACUAUUAUGAUCACUCUGAAAUUGGAAAUUAAGAAGAGGUUUGCAAUGUUAAACCCACCCAGCCAUCUGAUUGAAAUCCAUCAAAUUAGCCCUGCAGUAAUAAAAGAACUGGGAUACACUUACUGUAUAUAAAGUUUAAUUUAUUGUUUUCACGUUGCAGGUUAAAUCCUGGAGAGAUUUUAAAGAAACCUCUCUAUUUAAAAAAAGAAAAGGGGGGAGGAGAAAAGGGACCUGUUCCUACUUGAAGAGGUGCAUUAGUAUUUUGGAAUGAUGUUAAUGACAUUGUCCUAGGCAGGACAGAGUCUGUUAGUAACAUGUAGCAGUCCAGUCAUGGGUCCACUCGUAUUACUGAUCCUGCUACUCUCCACACUCUGAGAUGUGAAGUGUCUGCAGCAUAAACACUUCACUUUUAAUGACAGCAUGCGUCCCAACAGGUAACACCAAAAUUAUUAUUACUUGGAAAGUACAACCUGAAAGAAUUCAGGACCUCUCCAAAUCCCCAUGAGGUCUGUUCCAUUAAUCUGAACCACUAUUGUUUAAAUAAUUUAAAAGAAGGGGGCUUUGACAAAACCAGCAUCUCCAGCAGUGCCUGUGUGGUUUUCUUAACUAUGGCUUUUCAGCAUUAAAAGCAAAGUACCCUAGAAUAUCAGUUUCAGUUCCAAUGUAAUAUUUAAACACUGGUGGAAUUUAGAUCAAUAAAGAUAUUUCUUCCAUGCAUUAUUACAAGACUCACUGUGAGUGCAAUUGUAGAGAGCUGUGCGCUCAAGCCGAUUGGUUGUCUGUACAGUCUAUUGUAAUUGCAUAUACAGGUUUGUUAUAAACAAACCACUGAAGGGUUAUGGGUAUAUAGUGUUUGUCCACCAAGAGUGCCCUUUGUGCAUAGUUGGGUCUCUAGUUAGAUAAUGAUAACAUUUAACUGCUACUGUUAAUGUUUAAAUUAGGCACUGUACAGCCCAUACACAAGCACCACUUACUUCUAGGCCCAUUCACCUCUCUGAAUAUAAACAUUCUGUUGAAGCUGAAAAAGGAAUCCACAGAUAUCCCAUCUUUGCAGUCUAUUUAUCCUGUUUCUUAAAUGAGGAAUUUUGAUUGUAAAAUAUUAAAAGAAAAACAAAACCAGAAACUAAAAAAUAUGGCAACACGACUAAAGUGAGAAAAAUGAUUUGAAAAAAAAGGUUAUUCUUUGCAAUAGUGACCAAUGCUUGUAAUAGGGAAAAAAAAAAACAAAAAAAAACUGGUUAGUGCCACCCUACACAAGGAAUUUAAGGAGACAUUUCUGGGGAAACGUUUUAAUGCAACUGUGAUAUGUUCUAUGGAAAUGGUCUGUCUUUUUCUGUUUUAGCAGCUGAUUUAAUCCAUGCAUGAUCACUUGCACAAACAAUUCUCACGGUUUGGUUAAAGGCAAGAGAUUUCUGAUAACACUGGAAUAUAAAAGUACAGGAGCCAAGAGCACCCGUGAGACGGUCGUUCUUGUUUAGUCGUGUAUGCUGGGCUUAACACACAAAUCAACAGUCCUGGAAGAAACGGUAUUAGUAUGGCAAGGGUUAAAUGGACAGAGUCUCUCCCCUUGCUUAUGCAAUUUUAUAUUCAAUGAAAUAAUAACUGGCAUUUCUGUUGUGUGUCACAUUACAGUAAACCGUCUGUGUCUGUUGCACAGGCUGGUCCGUUUGUAACACACGGGACCACGUUAUCUAGGUCUUCUGGUCAAAGGGAAAUUAAUUAACAUAUCAUAGGCACACUGUUCUAGUUUACAGUAUCUCAGCUCCUACACACAUCACAGGAAAAGAAAAAUAGAAUGUUACCAUAUUUAUUUAGAUUUAAUUUGUCAUCAGCAUGUAUGGACCAAUUUGUUUUAAAGUACAGAUUCCAGCUUUUCUUUUAUAAUUGCUUUUACUAAAAAUAAGAAAGUAAUAUAAUAGUUGGAAUCCAGCUGUUCUGUCAGAGUUGAAGUUAAAUUUAAAGUUUCAUCAAUGCCACCUCUGCAUUGGGAUCCACACAUAUUUGUACAUGCUUGUUUGACAUUUCUUUAAACAAAUCACUGCCCUAUAAUACAUUUUUUCUGUAUAAACACAAACAGUCAGUUUUGACAUACACAAUGUCUCUUUGGAGAAUAUAGUAAAGAUCCAGUUCUGAAGACACCUGUCUAUUGAUUAAUUUCCACUGUCUCGGACAGCACCUGUAAAAUUGUUGUUUUAGCUCAUAUAUAUUUAAGGCAUAAUUAUUCAUGAAAACAAUAGUCAAUCUGUGUACUCAGAAAAAAGCCAAAAUAGAUUUUUACUGUUAAACUUUGACACAAUGUUUUCAUCCUCCCAGAAAACAGAAGUGUUUAAAGUUCUGGUUUUAAUUACACUAUCUUACUUCAUAAUAAGCACCACAUACUUAACUAUGGUCGAAGAUUUAUUUAUUUUACUCCAAAUCAGGGAAAAGUAUAAUGAAUUCUAUAUAAAAAUCAAUAUAAUAAAUGACCAUUUGAAAUGAAGUCGCUCAUUCUUGUUUGCAUUAUUCCCUAGGCUUCAAGGAUUGGGAUAUUCCAUACGUUCACCUCCCUGCAAUGCUAGUUUCAUUACAGUUGAAUUAUGUCCUUCUAUUGUCUGAUCAGGGCUUUUUUUUUAAACGAGUCAGCUUGACCUCAUUCAAGAAAGAUUUUGGAUGAGCAUUUUUAAAUACUGCAUUAACAGAAACUUUUAAAAUCAGGACUGCUUGUUUGGAAACAACAAUAUAAAAAAUGAGCUGAACCCUGAAAUCAACAAUUUUCAUUAUAACACAAAAAAAGUA
Molecule: messenger RNA, 4047 nt
Organism: Polyodon spathula (Mississippi paddlefish)
Lineage: Eukaryota; Metazoa; Chordata; Actinopteri; Acipenseriformes; Polyodontidae
Product: CCN family member 4-like
Exons: 5
Coding region: 225-1304 (359 amino acids)
Biological process (GO): signal transduction; cell adhesion
Cellular component (GO): extracellular region; extracellular matrix
Molecular function (GO): integrin binding; heparin binding
Source: RefSeq, a predicted model, not a curated record